CACCUUUAGUAAGAAGUAAGAAGCAGACCCAAAUUGUAGUUGUAUUUUUUAGUGCUAGCAAAAUUGGAAUUUUGGCCAAUAAACUAUCAAAUUGUAAUGUGCUUGAGAGCUUGGACGAAUCGUGCGGUCUCGGCGUGUUAGAAAAGUGCGAAAAACGAAUCGCGUUCGAGUGAACUAUGACCCCUUUUGCUCACCGUAGCAACGGUGCCCAUGCAUUUUAGCGAAAGGAAACACUAAAUGCCCAAUAAAAAGCGCACGCGCGCAUAAAAUGCACCAAUAAAGGCACGAGAACUUAAAGUUUUUCAUUGCAAACAGCUGGAGCACAGCGACAGUAUCACAAAUUGCAUUGGAAACGGCUGAAACGGAAUUACAUAAAGUGAGCCAACCAAGCGCCAUGCGAGCCUCCAUUCCGCCCGGCAUUCGAGUGGUGCGCGGACCCAAUUGGAUCUGGUCGAAUCAAGACGACGGAGAAGGUCACGUUGGAACCGUUUGCGAAAUCGGACGUUGUGGAUCGACACACUCGCCGGAGAACACCGUGGUUGUCAACUGGGAUUCCGGACACCGGACCAACUACCGGGUGGGCUACCAGAACCAGUACGACUUGAUAAUUGUGGAUAAUGCUCAAGUUGGAGUUCGUCACUCGAAUGUCGUCUGCGAUGGCUGUUCCAAGGCGGGCAUCGCCGGCAUAGUAUUUAAGUGCGCCCAGUGUGCCAACUACCAUCUGUGCGCCUACUGCUACGCGGAGGAUCUGCACGACCUGGAGCACCCCUUCGUCCGCUACACCUCUCCCAAUUCGCUGGGCGUACGAGUGCCGACGAGAAAGGGCUCCAAGCGCAUCCAGUUGCGCGGCAUCUUCGUGGGCGCCAAAGUGGUGCGCGGUCCUGACUGGGAGUGGAGCGAACAGGACGGCGGCGAGGGUAAAACUGGACGGGUAAUGGAAAUCCGGGGCUGGGACAACGAAUCGUGUCGCAGCGUGGCCAACGUAUCGUGGGUAACCGGAUCGACGAACGUCUAUCGUCUGGGCCAUAAGGGCAACGUGGACCUCAAGUAUAUAACGGCCACUUGCGGCGGUCACUACUACAAGGACCAUAUGCCCGUUCUGGGUCAGCCGGAGGAGUUGCAGCCGGUGGCGCCGAUGGUGAAGCCAAGCUUCUCCGUGGGCGACCGCGUCAAGGUUUGCCUGGAGGUUGAUGCCCUGAUGAAGUUGCAGCAGGGGCACGGGGGAUGGAAUCCGCGCAUGGUCGAGCACUUGUCCAAACUGGGCACCGUACAUCGCAUCACGGACAAAGGCGACAUACGUGUCCAGUAUGAAAACUGUCCCAAUCGUUGGACCUUCCAUCCCGCCGCUCUUGUAAAGGUUGUCUCUUUUCGCGUCGGUGAUCUGGUCACCAUUAUUAAUGAUGCCAACAAAGUGCAGCAGCUGCAGAAGGGCCACGGCGAAUGGAUCGAAAUCAUGCGACACGCCCUGGGCAAAAUUUGCAAGGUUGUGAAGGUGUACUCGGACGGCGAUCUGCGCAUCCAGCAAUUAGAUGACGGCUUCGAGUGGACGUUGAAUCCGAAAUGUGUCAAACUGGAGCGUUCGCCCCUGGCCACGGCAGCUGAGCGCUCCAACAGCAUGAUGGACCUGAGCCACCGGCGAGCGGACCAUGUGAUGACACCGCUCUCUGGGCUCUCGGGCAGUUCGGUUGCCGACAAGCUGGUUCGGGAGGCCGCCCAGGGCCAUUUGGAUUUCGUCCGCCAGUACCUGGAUGUGAAUCCCGGCCAGGUGGACGUAAUGAGUGGUGGCAAAGCUUGCAUUCAGGUUGCCUCGCACCAGGGUUACGUCGACCUUGUCAGCUACCUCAUCUCCAAGGGUGCCAACGUGAAUGCGGUGGACAAGGAGGGCGACUCUGCCCUGCAUUACGCAGCAUUCGGCAAUCAACCGGCCACGAUGCGUGUGCUGUUGCAGCACGGUGCCGAGGUGAACUUCCUCAACUCGAGCCACUGCUCUGCACUGCACAUAUGCGCGCACAAGAAAACGCCGCACUGCGUCCGCGAGUUGCUGCAGCACAACGCCAACGUGAAUAUCCAGGACUCGUACGGUGAUACGGCGCUCCACGAUGCAAUCGGCAAGGAGAACACGGAGGUCGUAGAGUUACUAUGCAAUGCGCCCAACCUGGACUUCACGGUGAAGAAUAAUCGCGGCUUCAACGUGCUCCAUCAUGCAGCGCUUAAGGGCAACGUGGUGGCGGCCCGCCGCAUCUUGUUGCUCUCCCGCCAGCUGGUCAAUGUGCGCAAGGACGAUGGCUUUGCGGCCCUUCAUUUGGCAGCUCUCAACGGACAUGCCCAGGUGGUGGAAACGUUGGUCACCGAAGGACAAGCGGAGUUGGAUAUACGCAACAAUCGCCGGCAGACGCCUUUCUUGCUGGCCGUCUCCCAGGGCCAUGCCGGCGUGAUCGAGCGACUCGUGCGGCUUUCCUGCGACGUAAACGCCAAGGACGAGGAUGGUGACAAUGCCAUGCACUUGUGCGUGAUUAAGAAGUCCAAUCUGCAAUCUGCCGCCGAACCGCACCCCGAGGAGGCACCUGAGAUCCACAAGUUUUACCUGAGUCUAGUGCAGACGAGCGUUCGUGCCGAGGAUAGACUGAUGUACAGCAUCCUUAUCUAUCUUUCGAGGGCCGGCUGUCGAGUGGAGCUUAACAACGCCAAUGCAAGUAUUUUCGAAUGGAUCACGGACCGCAACAUCAGGCAGCUAAUCUUCGGGCAACAGGGCGAAGUGGAGUCACUGCCUAGAAACCUCCAAGCUCUGGAAAUGUCCGCACCAGCUACCGCCGGUGAGGAAGUUUCUGCUGUAACAGGAGCUGAAUCCAAUGGAAGUGUAGCAGCACCACCACCACCGCAGCGCCAGCAAUUAGAUCUAAUGCCAAAGCCAAACGAGAUACCAUCGGCUGCAGCAGGUGCAGCUCCAUCCACGCCCUCCGCUUCGCCGGGCGUAAAAAAACUAAACUCGGACGCAGUGCAGCAGAACGUCUCGCCACAGGUAGCGCCGCGCAAGAAGGCGCCCAAGCCCCCGGUGACCUCAUGCUCGAGUAGUACGGUACUGGAGGCCGGGGCGGCAGGUCCUAGCCCCAGUCCGGUGAUCGUGUCCGGUCCUCAGGAGUGCAUUGUCUGUAAUGAGAUCCUGCAGUUGGUGCGCUUCGAGCCGUGCCAGCACCAGAUCGCUUGCGAGGAGUGCGGCAUCCGAAUGAAGAAGUGCCUCCGCUGCGGGGUGGUCAUAGAACGGCGUCUUACAGCCAGCGGGCGGAUAGUUGCCCUGCCUACGUCCACGUCGUCACCCAGUGACCCCACACGCCUGCCGUCCGGGGAUCUGCUGCGCUACCUGGAGAACAAGGUGCAGGAGUUCGAGGAGUCGCACUUCUGCGGCAUUUGCAUGGAACGAAAGCGGGAUGUGGCCUUCCUCUGCGGCCACGGAGCCUGCUCCCAUUGUGCCGAAACGCUCCGGACGUGCCACAUGUGUCGGAAGACAAUACUCAAGAAGAUCAACCUGUACUGAGCGGAGGAAACGGAACCGGAAACGGAAACGACAGAAGGAUCAGCAGCAAUUCAACCAGCAACCAAAGUGGCUUGUAUAUAUACAUACACAAAACAAACACUGAACACACACACCCACAUUGCCGUGUCAUGUGCAACUCGAACUAAUAAUUUAUUGAUCACCGACGAAUUUUACGCGGUUUAUCAACGGCAUAGUAUACAUAAACAAAUUAUUGUGCACCCUUCACGUGUCUAGUUAUUAGCCUCGUUUAACCAUGUCUGGUAACGAUAAAAAAAAUAGGAAACAAACUAAAAGCAUAAAGAUAUUUAAUAGUCAUUUAAUUGCAAAUAUACAAAUACAAAAUUAUUCAAA
This is a messenger RNA of Drosophila subpulchrella, 3883 nucleotides long. It is a transcript of the gene mib2, whose product is annotated as E3 ubiquitin-protein ligase MIB2. The record is from RefSeq and is a predicted model, not a curated record. Gene Ontology annotation, cellular component: cytoplasm. Lineage: Eukaryota; Metazoa; Arthropoda; Insecta; Diptera; Drosophilidae. Gene Ontology annotation, biological process: protein ubiquitination. Gene Ontology annotation, molecular function: ubiquitin-protein transferase activity; protein binding; zinc ion binding. The coding region runs from base 395 to 3532 and encodes 1045 amino acids. The transcript has 6 exons.